Amoebophrya sp. A25 is the source of this 4181-nucleotide messenger RNA. The record is from the annotation of a GenBank genome assembly. Lineage: Eukaryota; Dinophyceae; Syndiniales; Amoebophryaceae.
GACGGAUCCUCUACGCCUUGUUCGCCUGAUGGUCGAACAACGUAUGCGCAACGUGACUGGGGAGCUAGAGGCAAUGGAUGACGAUCCCAAAUUUCUCUUAUGGAGCAGUGUUGUUUGCGUUUGCCGUUCCUUCUGCCGUUCUUUUGACCUUGAAGAUGUCGCUGUCACGAAGGACGGCCAAGAAAAAUCGUCACGUGGAAGAAUCAUUCAAUGACAGAACAAUUUUGAUACCGAGAAACCAGAACCACAACCUCUAAUCCACUUUGGAGCAUUCGCUGCCGAGGACAUAAGUCUGUCCUUACGUGCAGCGGCGAAGGAGAUGCAGAUCGAGGAUCAACCGGAGGGUGAUGUUGAUCUACACACUUCUCCAAGAACAGCUAGGAGGUCAUCCCUGUAAGGCAGGUUGUACUCGUAGUUGUGAGCAGGAGUUUUAGUUUUACUUAUUACUUCAUCUUCUAGGGUUGCAUUUUGAAUUUAGUCAAUGUUUUUACGUGUAUCUCGUUUAUGAUCUUCUACCAUAAGUCCAAUCCAUAAAUUAUCUUUCUAAGAAAUGGAUGCCGACCUCUCGAUCUUGCAAAAAACGCUUUUUCCACGUGGGUCACAAGUACGUCAGGAGUUGGGUGCAAUUUUAGCUGUCAUUUACCGCUACCUUGAUUUGAGGUUGCGCUGUCGAGAACUUUUUUUAUGGAUGCAUCCAUUCGUUUGAUGAUCAGAUCGAUUUUGAAAUAGGAAGUUGUUCGUCAAAAAUGUCUGGAUUGUUAUAGACUUAGGUGAUCUCUGUAUGAUAUCGAGAUCAUGAUACUAGAAGGAGAUGAGACGCUACGUCAGGCAAAGACCGCCUCCACCCAUCUUUAAACUUCUUCGCAGCUCAAGCGCGAACCGCGGAAAGUAGUGCGGCAAGUGGUGGCAUUCGCACCAGCCGAUUAGAUGAACAAGGUCGUAAGGCAGUCUCCAUGUCGUCACUGAGUCGUUUAGACGUAGUACCUUAAGGGUAGGCUUCUAGUGUUUCUCUCUGUUUCUCCUACCGUUUGCUAUGACUCUCGUAGAGGGGAAGAACAGAGCCGCCGGGGAGUAGAAGCAUAAAAAAUCUCCCACUAAGCACCUUUUGCGCGAUUUCAGGUUUUGAUGCCUUGCAAUGAGACUGAGGUGUCUCGUUCCGUGAGUAAUCCUGAACAUAGACCUUGUCGCGCUGUGCGUACUCGACCAGCUGGCAGUGCGGUUUUCCGGUCCAGCGAGGAUGAACAAGCAAUGCUUAUGGCUUGUACUCAUUCAGUGUUGAUAAAUAUCCUGUCAGAAGUGGAGUCAUCAUGGGGAACGGAAAUGCUGUACUUGUGGUACUACCUCAUCUUCUUCUAACAUCCGCACAGAAGUGGACUCUCUCCGCGGCUGCCUCUGCUUCCAGAACUACACUCCGAAGAUGUGGCUCAACGAUAGCCACUGGCAUAAAAGGCUUUUAGGUACGGAAUCGAUUUCAUCUAUGUCAACAUUUUUAUCAACUUUCUUUCUGAAUUGCAAGUGCUGCCCAUUGUUCACAAAAUUUACAAGAAAUAUGGCUACUAUACUGAGAAGAAUACUUAUACUUGUUAGAAACUCUGUAGACAUGAGCAGGACGUGACAGUUGAGAAGGUCUCGACGUUCAAAAAUGAGUAAUUCUUCUAAUGUAAGAGCAGUCGACGAUGCUGGCCUCGCCGUUGCCGAUAGGAAAAUGCCUGUGCUGCGGAAAUUCUUGGAAAAUCAAUCUUGUAGAACUACUCGUCAGGAUCAACAGCACAAGAAUGUCUACGACGACAUAGAUAGGACGUUGUCUCCCGCAGCACUGGUGGCUGCAACGUUAAGGAUGCCGCUCUAUUAGCAUGUCCUCAACACCAUGCUUCUUGGAUCUUCUUUUUCUCCUUCAAAAAGAAGCCCUUUCCAAGGAGAACUGUUACCCUCAGGGAACUAGAUGCGAACGCCGUAGAAGCGCUAACAACGGGCCGCGAUGCAACAGCCAUAGCUUCUCCGACUACGGCAGGACGUGUCGACUUUGGGAACAAGGCAGAGCCAGAAAGUCCCGCUUCCCGCACACUGCUUGCUCCAGGUGCAGCUAGUCCGGCACGGGGAGCAUAUACAAGAGGAAAUGCAGCUGUGUCUGUUAUGAUGGAUGAUAAUGGGAAUGGCUGUUGCUUUGUGAAUUACGAAGAAGUUGAAGGGCCGCAACUACAUCGAUAGUAGAUUUUGGAGGGUUAGAAGCAGUGAAUAGAGUAGUACGAAAACCUCUAUCUCUAAAGAUGCAAGCAAACGCGAGGACUUCUUGCAGUAUGACGAUGAGCCGUCUGGAGAUUAUCAAGGCCGGAUCCGAAGAGCAGCCCGCGCAGCGCUGAAGAGUACUGACCUUUUGAGCGAUUUACCCACAUUAUCUGUGCUGUUUGAUGCGAUAGAGGUGGACGAUUCCGAAACAACCAGAAUAGACAAGUUUGGAACAACUACGAGAUCCAAAUUUGGUGGAACGACUGGCGUAAAUGACAACAAUUCCAGUACUAGAGGAGCUACUGCUACAGCUACUGGAUUCCUUCAGUCUACUUCUGGGAGAAACCAGGACGAUGCAAAGAAACAGACACAGGCAGAUGCUCAAAACACGACCGCUGGUCUUACAGCUGAAAACAGCUCUCUACUAGUGGAUAACUUCCUAGCUUCCAGACGCGAAGCACUGGAACAGUUGGAGCUGCAUGUUAGGCGUGCUGAGCUCUUCCUUCGUGUCCUUGCUGAAGAUACGGGUCCGGCGGACGCUGACUACGGGAAUACGAGGAACAACCGAGAGAAGGCAGCAAAAAUUAAGGCUUCGAAAAUGGAAGUGUUACUGUGAUCAAUGCAGAUGAAACCCUCAGACGAAGCCGACGAAGAUAUUCACGUUCUUGCACUCGCCUGCGUAACGACACACCAACCUGAAAUUCUACCUCUUUUCUCUCUCUUCGGCCAUCCUCUAACUCGCUUUUCCCGCAUCGAGUUACGUUUCUAGCGCAGGAAAUUAGUGAGGCGAUGAGCGAGCACUGUGAAUUCCACUUUCAUCAGCUCGUUAUAAAAAGCCAUCACUUUUCCGAAGCCGAUCGCAUCGCUUUUCAAGAAUUAGAUUAUGAAAUACAGUGGAGUACAAGGUUUAGGUCCCGCGACGCUUAAAGCACUAAGUAAAACAACCAGUUCGUUUUCACCUCCACAAUCUUAGGCCUAUCCAAUGCCGCGAGUCUUUGAGUCUAGCAAUGUUGAGAAUACUUCCGGGAAUUCAAGACCGUGCCUCGUCUAAUGCCAGACUCGCUACACCCUUUGUCGCGCUUGGCUCUGUUUCCAUGUAGGGAAUUUCAGUAUGCAGAGUCUCUUUGAUCCAGUAGCUCACGAAGACUUCCGCUUUGGUGUCGCAAGGACGCAGCGGACCCAUGCAGCUGUUUGGCGUACUUCGAACGAAGCAUGGGAGGAGUGUGUGAUAAAGAGAAAAUGGUUAUGGAGAUGGUACUAGUUCUAGACUCAGACAGUUUCUACUAAGAGUUGGAGAUGGUACUAGUUCUAGACUCAGACAGUUUCUACUAAUUGAAUGCCCCUCUGCUCUAUCGUUGGGAGAUCAUCGGUCUUUGUUAUUGGUCAUGCCAUUCUUCGGAAUUCUGUCAGGAACUCUUUCACCGUGUCGAUGGUUAGUGAAGACCAUUUGAGGUGUGAUGAUGAUGAUUCAGGGUUUGCGCUUCCUCUGCCAGUCUUUCACCGCUUCAGAAACUGUUUCAUCUCGCUGGUGGCCUUCGGCUCUUUCUAGAGAUGUGUUCUGUAACAGAAAGCGAGAUGUUUCAUGUGAUCUCCUGCUCGGAGUUCUUGAGCGACCUUCUUCUAACUCCCUACGCUGGUUACUUCGAAUUUGCAGCAAAGAUGCUUGCCUUCUACAAUGCGGCGGGCGGUCCAGAAUCUUGCUUCGGAGAACUCAUGCACCGGGAUGGCCAUAGGUUGUUGCUCACAGCAAUCUUGCUAGUAACAUGAAUCUAAUUUGCUCUUCUUUGAAGGUACAAAAAGACUGAACUACCUCAAAUCCAUUAGACCAUAGGGAUAAAGAGGGCACAUGACAUGACAUGACAUGACAUGAAGACACUACCUUACCUACAACGAGCAAGGUCAAGAACAUUUUUAUGUGGCCGAUACAACUGGUGCAUGUGAAACUAAGAAGUCAU